AUGAAGCCUUAUUACGGUCUGACGGGCUUCAAGCUCAAUGUCGCCAUUGCUAUCAUCGCAGGCACCGAUUUCGCCCUUUUCGGCUAUGAUCAGGGUGUUAUGGGAGGAUUACUUACCCUUCCAUCAUUCUUGAGAUAUUUUCCGGAGAUAGAUACGGUCAGAGGGGGACCUCACGCUUCGAAUAUACAAGGUAUGUUACUCAUCAGACGAAUCACCGUUGGUGGUUACACACUGGGAUGCUUCUUCGGUGCUGUGGCCACGAUCUGGCUUGGAAAUGUACUUGGUCGCAAAAGGACCAUCUUCCUUGGAUCGUGCAUCAUGAUUGUCGGGGCAGCGAUUCAAGCUGCGUCAUUCAGUCUGCCUCAGCUCAUAGUAUCGAGAUGGAUUACUGGUUUUGGCAAUGGGAUGAACACUUCUACUGUGCCAACAUGGCAAUCCGAGACCUCCAAGGCGCAUCGUCGCGGCCAAAUGGUCAUGAUCGAAGGAUCACUAAUCGUUUUUGGUGUCAUGCUGUCUUAUUGGAUAGAUCUUGGUUUCUCGUUCCUCGAGCCUUCGUCUCUUUCAUGGCGCUUCCCAAUCGCUUUCCAGAUUGUAAUGGCCCUAUUCAUCGUUAUACUACUUCCAGGACUGCCUGAGUCUCCCCGAUGGCUUAUUCUGAAAGGUCGCGACGACGAAGCCGUUCGAGUGCUUUGUGCUCUUUCCCAGCUACCGCCGGAAGACCCGAAAGUCCAGAGUGAUUAUAGAGCCAUGAGAGAUGUCGUUGAAGAAAUGAGCAGAGGCACUUUCGCUGACUGUUUCAAGCGUAACAAGAAUAGAAAUUUACACAGAACCAUCCUGGCUUACGUUAAUCAAAUGUUCCAGCAAAUUUCGGGGAUCAAUAUCAUCACAUAUUACGCUGCAACCAUCUUCGAGAACAACAUCGGAAUGAGUGGUUUCACGAGCAGACUGUUGGCAGCUCUCAACGGAACCGAGUAUUUCAUUGCUUCCUGGAUCGCUAUCUUUACCAUUGAGAAAUACGGGCGACGGAAGCUCAUGCUCUUUGGUGCUAUUGGCCAAGCACUGUCUAUGGCAGUUCUCGCCGGAACCACCUCGAAUGUCAGUCAUGCAUCUGGAAUUGCCGCCGCUGUGUUCUUAUUUGUGUUCAAUUCCUUCUUCGCAAUUGGCUGGCUAGGCAUGACCUGGCUCUAUCCAGCAGAGAUCACCCCUCUGGAGAUAAGAGCGCCAGCGAACGCCAUAGCGACAACGGCAAAUUGGAUUUUCAAUUUCAUGGUGGUCAUGGUGACACCCGUCGCAUUUGCCAACAUACAAUGGCGCACAUACGUAGUAUUCGCAGUGAUCAAUGCUUUCAUGGUUCCCUGCGUUUACUUUUGCUUCCCCGAGACUGCAGGGAGAAGCUUAGAAGAGAUGGAUGAGAUAUUUCACGACGUACAUGGCUUCAAAGGCACGUUUGGUGUCGUACGGGUGGCCAAGCACAAGCCCAGAAGAUACGGUAAGAAGGGAGAGCUACUCAUCAACUACGAGGAAACUCCAGAAGCGCAACUUGCUAUGCGACGCAGGUCGAGUGUUGCAGACCCUGAAAAGGCGGAGACGGAACAUGUGAGCGGUUCAACCGGCGACAGCCAGGAGCUUUCUUGA
Molecule: messenger RNA, 1635 nt
Organism: Truncatella angustata
Lineage: Eukaryota; Fungi; Ascomycota; Sordariomycetes; Amphisphaeriales; Sporocadaceae
Product: general substrate transporter
Exons: 9
Coding region: 1-1635 (544 amino acids)
Biological process (GO): carbohydrate transport; transmembrane transport
Cellular component (GO): membrane
Molecular function (GO): carbohydrate:proton symporter activity
Source: RefSeq, a predicted model, not a curated record